CGGGACAGCCGGGAGGCGAGGGGGCGGUGCCCUCCGUUUGGUACAGUCACCCCAAGCCUCUUCGGCGGGAUUGUGAUGGCCGGAGAGAUGACGAUUUUAGGAUCAGCUGUUCUGACCCUCCUGUUGGCUGGCUAUUUGGCACAACAGUAUUUACCAUUGCCUACUCCUAAAGUGAUUGGCAUUGACCUCGGCACCACCUACUGUUCUGUCGGAGUGUUUUUUCCUGGCACCGGAAAAGUGAAGGUGAUUCCAGAUGAGAAUGGUCACAUCAGCAUACCCAGCAUGGUGUCCUUUACUGAGGAUGCUGUGUAUGUGGGGUACGAAAGCCUAGAGCUGGCAGAUUCAAAUCCUCAAAACACCAUAUAUGAUGCCAAAAGAUUCAUAGGCAAGAUUUUUACCCCAGAAGAGCUGGAGGCUGAAAUUGGCAGAUACCCAUUUAAGGUUUUAAACAAAAAUGGGAUGGUUGAGUUUUCUGUGACAAGUAACGAGACCCUCACCGUUUCCCCAGAAUAUGUUGGCUCUCGACUGUUGUUGAAAUUAAAGGAAAUGGCGGAGGAGUAUCUCGGAAUGCCAGUUGCCAAUGCAGUCAUCUCUGUACCAGCAGAAUUUGAUCUAAAGCAGAGAAAUUCAACCAUUGAAGCUGCUAACCUUGCAGGACUGAAGAUCUUGAGGGUCAUAAAUGAACCCACAGCGGCAGCCAUGGCCUACGGUCUCCACAAGGCUGAUGUCUUCCACGUCUUGGUGAUAGACUUGGGUGGAGGAACUCUCGAUGUGUCUUUACUGAAUAAACAAGGAGGAAUGUUUCUAACGCGAGCCAUGUCUGGAAACAAUAAACUUGGGGGCCAGGACUUCAAUCAGAGAUUGCUUCAGUAUUUGUAUACACAGAUCUAUCAAAAGUACGGCUUCUACCCCUCUAGGAAGGAGGAAAUACACAGAUUAAGACAAGCUGUGGAAAUGGUCAAGUUAAAUCUGACGCUUCAUCAGUCUGCUCAGAUGUCAGUAUUACUAACAGUGGAGGAAAAGGACGGGCAGGAUCCCCAGCAAGCCGAGUCUGAAGGGCCACAGGACACACUUUCCCCAGCAGAUGGACGCCAGGUGAACAGUAUGUUGGGACCUGGCCUUUCUGAAAAGAACAGUGGGAAAAGGCAGGUUUUAUUUGAAACUGAAGUAUCACGGAAGCUCUUUGAUAGCCUUAAUGAAGAUCUCUUCCAGAAAAUACUCGUCCCCAUUCGGCAAGUAUUAAAAGAAGGCCACCUGGAGAGGACUGAGAUUGACGAGGUGGUCCUCGUUGGGGGCUCCACGCGUAUUCCCCGCAUCCGCCAGGUCAUUCAGGAGUUCUUUGGGAAGGAUCCCAACACGUCCGUGGACCCUGACCUGGCAGUGGUGACAGGAGUGGCUAUCCAAGCAGGGAUUGACGGAGGUUCUUGGCCUUUGCAAGUCAGUGCUUUAGAAAUUCCCAAUAAGCAUUUACAAAAAACCAAUUUCAACUGAGUGAUGGAAGACAGUGGUUGUUAUCUGAUGGUCUUUUCCCCUUUAUCAGGCCACCUCUUCCAAAAAACAAAGUCUCUCUGUAUUCUCUCACAGAUUUACCUAGAAAGCUGCAUUUCAAUAGAGGAAAACUUUACAUAGCAUUGUGUUGUAGGAGUAGAUGUGACCAGAUUGAUUUUGGAGAGAACCCGUCAUAAUGGAAUUCUAAAAUGAGAACUGAGGUAAACUCUCUUACAAUAGGAGCAUGGAAGGCUGUAUUUUUCUGGGUUCUUGAAGUAGACAACCAUAUGCACUUAACAUCAUAUUCUGUAAAUGUUAAAGAGUGCCAUUAUGAUUCCCAGCUCUUACUAAAUUAUAUUAGUAGGAGCUGGUAAUUUCCUUUCUUGGUUAUUACAUCUAUAUUAAUUUGAACUAUACUUGAAGGACAGUGUUGAUGUCAGGUAUUUAUAUUGGCUGGGAAAUAGCAGUAUUCAGGCGGGCUGCAAAUAUAAUAUUCAGUAACUGCCAUGUUAUAUAACGAAGUGACUUUCACAAAUACAGUAUCCCACUAUGUGUCAUAUUUUCAUAAUCUGCACUCUCCAGAUUUUUAAAAUACAUUUAAUAGGUUGGUUAUUGGUUUAUCUUCUUCCGAAGAUAGCUGCAGGUUUAUUCAGGAGUUUCAAUACCAGAUAGAAAGUUAUUUUCUGGUAAACUUCAUCAACUGUAUGUCAUUCUCUGCUUGGAUUUUUGUGAUUCUGCCUGAUGUUAGAAAACAAUACGAAAUGAUUAAUUGCAUUUUAAAAAUGUGUUAAUGUCACAAUAAAACCAUCAGUUCUGUCUCACUUUUGUGACCCAACACCUUUGCAGACAUUGGUAAAUUAUCAAUCACUCACUGUAUUUGUCUUAUGUUUUGUUUAUAUUUUUAGUAAGCCCUGAGGAAUGUAGCAUUCAUUUGAGCUAUCAAAUGAAAUUUCAUUCAAUUUCACUGACAUUUUUCCCCAUAUUUAUUUUUAAAUGAGGAAAAUGUACUCACUUGUAAGAGUUGAUUAUGAUUUCUUAUUGUUGUUUUUUUUAAUUGGCUACUUUAAGCCAGAAGAUGGUUGUGUAAGAAGAGAAAAAAUUUGUGAAUACUGGGAGUAAUUUAGAAAUCUAACUUGGAAGGGAAUGUGGAAAGAUUUCUACAAAUCAGCAUUUGUCGCAGUUAGAUGCUUUGCUUUUUUUUCCUUCAAGAAAAACCACAGGGACCAAGAAGGAAAAUAGAGCAGUUUGAUUUUUGGGGGAUGUCUAUAUUAUUUGAAGACAGACACGCUUUUCUUUUCCUUAACAGAGGCAUGCUUCAUGUUAACCUUCACAAAAGUAUGCCCUAGUCAACACUGUUGUUAAAGUUUGUCUGCUGUAUCCAUUGCUGAAUUGGAAAGGAUGUCAAAUUUUCCAAACACUGUAAAACACAACAAAACAUUUUAGCUUCUCAUGGUAAAGAGCUGACUGUUAAAAACUUUUUUUGAAAAUCUAAACAACAUGACCUUUUUAAGCAAUCAAAUUGCAGUUAAAACAUUUCAAACAAAAACUUUUGUGUACAGACAAUGUCGUGGGCGGACAGAAAGGUAUCAAAUGUUGAUGUUUUGUUGUGGACUAAUAGAGAAAUGCCAAAGACGAAUCCUCCACUGCAGUAUGAGACUAUGUAAGUGUUCUCUUGGACUUUACGCACAUCUUUAAUAGAUUUUAGACUUGAAAACAUUCUUUCUGUGAAGGUCUUAAGAGAGAAAAGUGUUCAAUUUAUCUCAAAAUCUUUAUGGUAUCAGCUUUAACCUAAAGCAUUUUAAGACUUAAAAAAAAGUCUUGAAUAUCUCAAUAUUUGAUAUGGUUCAAAGACAGCCUGUUGAUGUGUUAAUGCUUUCUAAGGAAAACAAUUUGCAAAGCAGGGCGGCUAAUCUCACGACUAAAAUUGGAAGUUAAAUAUUUGAAAAAUUGAAUGGCAGCACUGGAAUUUGGGGGCAAUCAUUUAGCAUAUUCCCUCAUGUAGUUACAGCUUUUUUUAAAAAUGAAGGAAUGUGUAAUCAAUCAUACUGGAGGGGGCUGUAUGUAAAUAGUCUUGACAGUAAUGUAGUUUAUUUAUUUAAAAGAUGGGAAGAAUGCAUCCUGCAAGGGAUCGUUUAUGUAUAACAAUCUGAAGUCAUCUUCCAUCAAAUGGACUUAUUAGACUUUAGCUGUAUGUCUAGCUAGUUUUUUUUUUUUUUUUUGAAGUACGUAACUUUUAAAGUAUUAAGUGUCUUGUAUGAUUAGGCUGUGUGAGUUGAGUAAUUUAUUUUGUAUCAGGAGUGUUUUGGUACUGUGUUUCACUCAGACCACUGACUUACCAACGGAUACUACUGUGUGUAAUGUACUGAAAACUACAGUUAUUGUGCAUAACAGAUUGUGCCUCAAAUAUGUGCGUAUGCAGCUAAUUCACAUUUUACUGUAAAUAAAUACCAUUUUGCAGUUUGUUUUUUAAA
Molecule: messenger RNA, 3959 nt
Organism: Lepus europaeus (European hare)
Lineage: Eukaryota; Metazoa; Chordata; Mammalia; Lagomorpha; Leporidae
Gene: HSPA13
Product: heat shock protein family A (Hsp70) member 13
Exons: 5
Coding region: 76-1491 (471 amino acids)
Biological process (GO): vesicle-mediated transport; cellular response to unfolded protein; protein refolding
Cellular component (GO): nucleus; plasma membrane; cytosol
Molecular function (GO): ATP binding; ATP hydrolysis activity; misfolded protein binding
Source: RefSeq, a predicted model, not a curated record